AUGUCUAAACGUACAAAAUUAAAUUUUGAAAAUAAAUUAAAUUUUGACGAUGAAGAAUUUUUAAUUUUUGAAGUGGAAAAACGACCAUCAUUGUGGGAUUACUCUUUACUCCUGGCGCAACGUAAAUGUACAAUAAAACAACAGUUAUGGUUAGAAAUAGCUUUGGCAUUAAAUGGCAAAAUAAGUGCAGAAGAAGCGCAAAAAAAAUUCAAGUCCUUGCAUGAUACAUAUCGCAAAAUCGUACAAUCAGAAAAAAGGCCCAGUGGAUCUGCUAGGAAGGCAGAUUCUGCAGUCCAAAAGUGGCCUCAUUACCAUUCUAUGAGUUUUCUUAAAGACUCUUGUCUUUAGAAAAAGUAAGCAUAAAUG
This is a messenger RNA of Wasmannia auropunctata (little fire ant), 366 nucleotides long. RefSeq lists its product as uncharacterized. The record is from RefSeq and is a predicted model, not a curated record. Lineage: Eukaryota; Metazoa; Arthropoda; Insecta; Hymenoptera; Formicidae. Gene Ontology annotation, cellular component: nucleus; transcription regulator complex. Gene Ontology annotation, biological process: regulation of transcription by RNA polymerase II. The transcript has 2 exons. The coding region runs from base 1 to 348 and encodes 115 amino acids.